Candida albicans SC5314 is the source of this 858-nucleotide messenger RNA. Its product is annotated as RNA-DNA hybrid ribonuclease. The transcript has a single exon. The coding region runs from base 1 to 858 and encodes 285 amino acids. The record is from RefSeq and is a predicted model, not a curated record. NCBI's taxonomy places the organism in Eukaryota, Fungi, Ascomycota, Pichiomycetes, Serinales, Debaryomycetaceae. Gene Ontology annotation, molecular function: RNA-DNA hybrid ribonuclease activity; nucleic acid binding; magnesium ion binding. Gene Ontology annotation, biological process: DNA replication, removal of RNA primer.
AUGCCAUAUUACGCUGUUGCUAAAGGAUCAAAAACUGGUGUAUACAGUAAUUGGGGUGAUUGUAAAGAACAAGUCCACGGUUAUAGUGGCGCAUCUUAUAAGAAAUUCAGUACUGCUGCUGAAGCCAAUGCAUUCGUGCAAAGUGGGGGCAAAUCAGGAUCAAGUUCAUCUUAUAGUUCCGGAGGUAGAUCAUCAGGUGGAAUUUCUGGUUCUAGUCGCUCAUCAGGUGGUUAUUCUGGUGGUUAUUCCGGUGGUUAUUCCGGUGGCUAUUCCGGUGGCUACUCUGGUGGUAGCUCAAAGCGUUCUUCUUCCUCUUCAACAUCUUCUUCUUCUACUACUACUAAUCGUGUUUAUGUUGAUGGUGCUUCAAGAGGAAAUGGACAAACCAGCAAGGCUCCAUCAGGAUAUGGUGUUUAUUAUGGUCCUAAUGAUUCAAGAAAUGUUGCUGUUCCCUUGGAUAGAGUAGAUAAAAACACUUCAUAUAAACCUACAAAUCAACGUGCUGAAUUACAUGGUGUGAAACAUGCAUUGAAAAAUAUCCACAAUGAUUUACAACUGGGUAAAGCUACGGGGAAAACCGAAAUUCAUAGUGAUUCGAAAUAUGCUAUUCAAAGUGUUAAUGAAUGGUCCAGUAAUUGGGCAAAGAAUGGUUGGAAGAAUUCCAAAGGGGAAACUGUUGCUAAUAAAGAUUUGAUUCAGGAAACUGUUGCAUUAAAAAAUAGUAUUAACAAAACUUAUCAAGAUAAAAAUUGGGGAAAUUUGGAAUUUGUUCAUGUUAAAGGUCAUGCUGGUGAUCCUGGUAAUGAAGCUGCUGAUAGAUUGGCAAAUCAAGGAGCUGAUCAAUAUGGCAAGAAGUAG